Molecule: messenger RNA, 2433 nt
Organism: Williopsis jadinii
Lineage: Eukaryota; Fungi; Ascomycota; Saccharomycetes; Phaffomycetales; Wickerhamomycetaceae
Gene: SPC98
Product: Spc98p
Exons: 1
Coding region: 1-2433 (810 amino acids)
Biological process (GO): microtubule nucleation; mitotic cell cycle; meiotic cell cycle
Cellular component (GO): spindle pole; equatorial microtubule organizing center; centrosome
Molecular function (GO): microtubule minus-end binding; gamma-tubulin binding
Source: RefSeq, a predicted model, not a curated record
AUGCCCAAUCACACCGACAGCCUAUUACACAGUUACCUCAAGAGAUUGGUGCUAUUCAUUGUUAGCUCUGAAGAGGACGCAGAGUACUUAUUGCGCGAACUGUUACAACGGAUUCAACAUGGCGCGGAGUCUCAGAGAACGUAUCAGUUAAGUGAGGUAUUGCCAGCUGUACGGCGCCUGGUUCCACAACAUAGCUUUGCUCAAGUAGAAAGCAUUAUUGAGCAGCUUGUACGAAUUGAAGAUGCGAACGUGGUUGCAAGAUAUCUGGUUGUCUUGUCAACUAUUUUAAGAGACUACGCAGGGAAGAGAGAGUCUGCUGAGAAGGAUUACAAAAGUGUUAUCGACGACAGAGCUUCACAUUAUGGGCAUUUGACGGUGGAUUCGUUUGAAAAUGCAAACUUUGAUAGAAUGUCUGAUAGAAGAUCCGUGUACUCGGCUCUGUAUAACGAGCCUCGAGCUCUAACCAUGGAAGAUACGUUGAUUCCAUAUCUAGAAGAUCAAGUUCCAGAACAGGAUAUCUUGAGAUCACUACCAUAUGCAUUGCUUGGGACCACUUCAGACUUGUUCCCUUUGAAAGACGGUGCCAUUCUUCUCCCGAGAAAUAUAUCUAAUGGACUAAGUGGUGCGUUACAUGUGAUUUUAGAAGCAGGCUUGAUAUAUCAGAAGCUCUGUCAAGUGAUUGAUUCAUCGAAAGGCUAUGAAUCAUCCCAAGUUCAUGUGGCCUUACUCAGCUUUGUUUCAGAUCAAAUAUCUGGGUAUGUUCAGCUUGUCAAUGAGAUAUCAAUAAGGCAACACUUCACUCUAAAGUCUAUCUACAGCGACCUCUUGGAUACAGUGGUAAGGUUGAGAUUCCUCCUUUUCAUUUUAAAAACUACAGAAGGGAAACCUCCUUAUGAAAUGCUAUCAAUUAUACAUUCUUAUCAUGACCAUGGUGAUCCUGAAAUUCAAUCAUGCGCUCGCAGAAUGCUGGGCUACACUCUUGAACCGUUUUUAAAGUCGCUCUCCGAAUGGAUCAUUAGAGGUGAAUUGAACGAGAAGAAUAAUGGAUUUUUCGUAAACAGGCAACCACAAAACCAGCAGUCCCUGAGCCUUGGUGUGUAUUACCAAGCAGAUAGUGUACCAUCAUUUUUAGAUGUUGCUCUCAGUGGUAAAAUCUACUCUAUUGGUUUAAUGAUUGUGUUUUUGAAGUAUCACUGCCGACAAAUGAAAUGGAUUAGUGAAUUCUCAGAGAGAACUGGAACUCUUUUCAAUCAGCUUCGACUAAAUGCCAGUGCAAAUUUUAUCAAGGGAGCCAAAUUUCACACGUUUAUUGAUAACACGUAUGCCAGUCUCCUCAAUUUCAUGACUUUUAUAAUUCACGAUAAGUUUUCAUUGAUGGCAACACUAACAGCUUUACGCGAUUAUUUGUUGAUGGGUCGUGGGGAUUUCAUACAGGCCAUUAUUGACAAUGGAAGAGAGCUGUUAAGCGAGCCUUCGAACUCUUUAACUGGGCAUCAGUUGACGCGUUUACUACACGAAUCAGCUUCCAACACAACUUCAAGAUAUGAAUUGUCAAAUCUCGGCGAUUUGGAUGCCAGACUUUUGGCUAUUGGACAUGGAAAUGUUGGAUGGGAUGUAUUCACUCUAGACUACAGAGUGGAAUCUCCAUUGAAUAUUUUGAUCAAUGAUUCCUCAAACCAAUUUAAGAAGGACUAUUUACGUGUUUUCAACCACUUAUGGAAGAUCCAAAGACUAUGCGAUAGCUACACACAGCUCUGGCUCCAAUGGAAAAAUGUGCAAACCGCUGAAAAACGCAUCACCAGAAUCAGACUCAUCCAUAAUUUCAUUCUUGGUGUGUUUGAGUCUAUCCAAAGUUUCAUCUACUAUGAGAUAAUUGAAAAUGCAUAUGCAGAUCUACAGAAGAAAUUCAGAAGGAGUGAUGAGAUGGUGCAAUUUGAUAUAUCAACAGUCAGUUCCAAGUUGAAAGUGUCUUCUGUUGUGCUGAAACCAUCAUUCGACUACUUGAAGCAAAUUAAUCUUUCGGAUGAUGCUACAAACACAUUCGAGACAAUUUUCCAAGAGAUACCAAUUCAAGAUAUUCAAAAGUUUCAUUCACAAUUCCUUCACAGUAUCACAAAGCAUAAGUUAAUGGAUAUUUCAAAGGAUUCCAAUAGGGGCACCAUCUCGAACAAGUUCUUAAUCAACCAGUUUAACAGCUUAGUUCAAAUUGCAUUCAAGUUCUCGCUUGCUGAAACUGAAUUGAUUAAGCUUUUAAGCUUGGAGGAUACUGAGUGGAACUCACAAAGAGAGGACGAUCAACGUAAAGAGGCAAUUUUCAAAAAUCUAUUGAUGUUGUUUAACGAGUUCAACGGUGACUUGAAGACAUUUGUGGCGGACUUGAGUAACGACCAGGAUAUUCAACUCCGUCAUUUAGGACUGGUACUAAACCACUGA